CUGAAAGAAAUCAGAAAGAUCGCAAGGGAGAGAUAUCCGUGCCCGGGAGAUAUAGACGACUUCGAAACGGAGUCGCGUCCGGAAGUCCAAAUCUCGAAAUCUAUAUCUAAAAUAACGAUAACACGAUAUAAUUUUAAGGCACUCGCGAUCCCGUGUACGACGACAGGGAGGAUCGGGGUGAGUUUACAGUAACUCAAACGUCCGAAGGAAGAAAGAUAUAGAGUUAAAUAUUUGAAGAAAUAUAUAUAUAUAUACAUGUAUGUAGCGUUUUUUUUUUUUGAGAAAAGUACAGAUCCUUAAAAUUAAUCAUAAUCAGCGAAACCUGGAGAUAUCCGAUGAUAUAACGCUACGAGAAAGAAAUAUUCCGGAGGCACGAAAAAACGAUUCGCCCAAAGCGGCGUUAAACGCGCAAGAAUCUGCAUAAGAGCGAUGACCGUCGCUUAACGUCUUCAAACUUGCGAAACUUCCUCGUAAACAUGAAUCUCGAGGUGGAAUUGAUCGCGGGGGUUAUCAAAGGCAGCCCACCCCCUCAUCUGCCGGCGCCGAGGCUCAUCAAGAUAUUCAUCGCCGGCGAGAGGGAUGACUUCCCGGAGGAGCGCAAACAGCUGCUGGAGAUGGUCGGCCCGGAGCUGCAAUCAAUCUACGACGAUAUGGGAAUCGAGGUGCUUCUGGUGGACAUGCAGUACGGCACCAGCGAGGAUCCGGAUGCCGAUCCGCGGCUGGCGGAGUACUUUCUGGAAGAGAUAAGCGCGUCCCACCGGCAUUCCAGGGGAUGCUUUCUUCUGCUGUUGACGGGAACAAAUUAUACCGUAGGGUGGGUACCGACGGAAUUGAAAGAGGCUACCUACCAAACGCUUCUCGCGCACUGCGCCCUCCUUAAAGAUCAUUACGAGCACAACGGGCACUCUUAUGUUUUAAAUGCAAAUAGCGUGGAGACCGCACAGCGGGAAUGGCAAAGGGAACGGGAACCGAAGUUGCGUCAGGCGCUGAGGACCGCCGCGGAACGGGCGGUCGCGGAGCAACCGGACGACCUGGAAUUGAGAUACAUCCUGAAGAGCACGGCUGAACGACAACUCGAACACGGCCUAAAUCUAGAUCAGCAGGGCUUAGGAAUAAUGGCCGUGAUUCGCGAGUGGACGGGCGACGACGCGCAAAGAUCUACGGCCGCCGCCGAGGAGCUGAAGAAUCGCAUCCAGACUACUCUGCCCCACGAAAACGUCGUGCAUUUGCACGUGGAAUAUCGUGACGGCGGCAUCGACGCCGACUGCGACGCUCACGACGAAUAUCUCGGAAAAUUUCGGGAAUUGAUACUGGACAGACUGCAGCAGCUGGUGAACGCUUCCGUCGAGCUUGAUCCGGAGAUCAAAAGCCGCAAGAAAAUGGUACAGGAAGUCUACGCUGAGAGUUUGGCGCAUCUCGCCAUUCUUCGCGAAAUGCCAUUGGCCGACAAAGACGACGAGACCGUGGAGCGAGUUAAACAACUUAUCCUUGCAGGCAAGGAACGUAAGCACGGACCGAUUCUAAUCUACGGGCCCAAAUCCUCCGGGAAGUCCUCUAUUCUCGCGCGCGUCUAUCGAGAUUCGCCCGACUGGCUCGCGGCACCAACCCUUCGUAUCGUCCGACUGUGCACCUCGACACCCCGAUCCGCCUAUAGUCUGGAACUCCUUCGCAUCCUCUGUCAGCACGUCGGCUUCCUUUGCGGAGACAACGACGGCAAUCUGCCGCGCGACGCCUCCUUCGAUCCGCUCUACCUCAACAAUUGGUUCGGUCUCAUUAUGCGCCGCUUAGAGGAGCAUCCCCUUUCGGAUCAGUUGAUUAUACUUCUCGACGACCUUCAUCGCUUCCAUCCCCUCGAAUGCGACAUCGUCGCCGCCCUGUCCUGGCUGCCGCUCAACCUUCCCGCGGGCGUUCACUUCGUCAUCGCCUCCUCGCUUCCGCCCGAGGGAAUGCGCCUCACGCCACUUCAGAAGGACCGUCUACGUAGCCCCGACAUUCUCAUCGAUCUUUCCGGGCACGUGUGCGUGACGCCAGGCGUCGACGCGGUCCUGGAGCACUUGGAGGACCUCGUCGGGCUCGGCGCGGCUAAUCGGGUCGCCUCGAUUCUCGCUUGCACCGAGUACGGCUUGUCGGAGACAGAGAUACUUGAAUUGAUUAUGCCCACGGGAGGAGAGGAACCUUUGCUCUUGGAGGAGAAUCAAUUUAACUUUGCGACUUGGUGCUUAGUCAGAAGGACGUUUGCAUCGUGGCUCAAAAUACGAGUGAUGAGCGGCCGACUGAUGUUCUCCUGGCGUGGCCAAUUUCGCGAAGUCGUGCUCAGAAAAUAUCUCGCUAAUCAAGACGUUUCUCGCGGCUAUCACGCGGAGUUGGCCGGUCUCUUUUUCUCCGAGGAGACUGACGAUAGUACCGAUAAGUCGCCGGAAAAUCCGACGGAAUCUUCGGUCCCCGUUAAGGAAACGCCGUUUCAAAGCGCGCCGCAAACGCAAGAUAUCACGUAUACACUUCGACACGUCGAAGAAGCAUGGCUGCAUCUCCUGCGCGCUUCCGACGUCGACAAGCUGAAGAAAUUCGCCGUCUGCUCGUUUGACUUCCUUCUCGCGGGUGUCCAGAUGAUCUCCGUAAGCUACUUACGAUGCGUCCUAGAGCACGCCAGGCGAUAUCUUCUCGAGCGCGACCUGGAGCUCGUGUAUUACGCCGUGAGAAAAUCCAGCGACGUCCUUACCAGAGAUCCGCUUCAACUCGCGGCGCAGCUCAUCUGCUGGUUAAGGCCGGUUGCCGAAGACGGCGGAGAUCUUGUGAGUAAAAUGGUUACGUCGGCUAUGGCUUGGUGCGAUGGUUACACCGCGCCUUUGCUGGUGCCCUUGAACGGAUGGCUACAACCACCUCUGCCAUUGCAAAUCCGAGCGCUUACGUGUCCUCAGGGUGUUAAAUUGAUCGAAGCGGCACCGUCCGGUCAGCACGUCGUCGUCGUGCCACCGCAGGGAGACGCUCAGUUAUGGCACGUAAUGUCCGGUCAGCUCGUUCAUACGUUCAAAGGACACACCAGUUCGAUUACGUGUUUAGCUGUCACCCAUCAAUCGCAGUAUCUGCUGACUGGCUCCGAGGAUACGUCCAUUAUCGUCUGGGACAUGAAGGAUCUAGUAAUGAAACGUCGAAUUUGCGAGCACAUCGCGCCGAUCCUCACUUUAAUCCCGGCACUCAACAACUCUGUUAUCGUGAGCGGCGGUGAGGACUCCAGAAUUAUCGCUACCAGCUUGCUCACUGGCGAAGUCCUGAUGAAAGUCGAUCAUCAUCGAGGUCCCGUCACCACUAUUAAAGUCGAUUCCGCUGGAGAAGUUUUGAUUUCCGGUUCGGCCGACGGCACUGUAUGCCUUUGGUCUCUAGAAAGCUUCAGUCUCCUCAACAGUAUUGCUCUUCCUUCUCCGGUGUCCAUGCUAGAUGUAUCUGCAGAUUCAGUUUUUCUUCUAGUCGCUUGCGAAGAUGAGAAGCUUUACCUGAGAUCUUUGGCAACGGGAACGGAGAUUCACACGCUUAGGGGACAUCAGGGACCAGUUAAAAGUCUUUGCCUGGCGAAAGAUUGUAGAAGAGCUAUCACUGGCAGUGUCGAAGGCAGAGUAUCGGUAUUUGAUAUGCAUAGUGGAAAGUUGAUCAAGCUUUUGCCCGCUAAUCCAUCGACAAGCGUCACUUCGGUCAAGGUAACCGAGAAGGAUGAUUUUUUGAUAACUGGCGGAGGAUGUCGCGUGACCUAUUGGAGUUUCCGCAGUGAAGAACCACCACCGAAACCACAGAAACCCGGGAAACAGACUUCUUUGCAACCCCAUACCGCUCCGAUAUCUUGCUUGGACAUCUCUAGGGAUGGCGCCAUGGCAGUCACUGGUGGUGUCGAUUCUUUAGUCAAUUUAUGGCAACUCAACACUCAUGAAUUGUUAUCUACUCUGGAAGGGCACUUUGCCAGUAUCACUUGUGUCGCAUUUUCCGCAUCAGGACUUUUUGUCGCAUCUGGAUCCGAGGACAAAACGGUACGUGUGUGGGGUUUGACUCUGGGACUUGUCGUAUCUACAUUUAGGCAUCAGGCUCCAGUAACUGCUGUUAUUGCUAUGUUGGAUGGAAGAAGAGUGGUCAGUUCAGACCGAGCUGGCACUAUCAGAGUUUGGGCAGCGGAAAGUGGCACGCUGAUUCAAUCUGUUUGCGGACCCGGACGAUGUUUUGCUGUUGCGUCCGACAUGAGAUACGCGGUAUGCGGAUCUGGUGAUAACCAGGUGCGCAUAAUCAGUCUGGGCGUCGGUCCUGAAGAGAAGCAUCAGGUAUCACACUCGCAGGAUAUCACGUGCCUAGUAUCAACGCCUGAUUCUCAGUACCUGAUCACCGGGUCCCGCGAUAUGAGUCUGAAGGUGUGGCAGUUGGUCGGCGGCAAACUGUCCCAGGCGUUGGUCGGCCACACCGACCAUGUAACUUGCGUGGCAGUCGCGGUGCUUGACAAAUCCAUAGUGGUAUCCGGCUCCCGAGAUGCCAAUCUGAUUGUUUGGGAUAUCAACACCGGUGCUGAUUUGCAUACUCUCGUGGGUCAUCUGGGUUACGUGACUUGCGUACGUCUCUCCGGCGAUGGCACCCUGGCCGUUUCCGGAAGUGAAGACAAAAGCCUCAUCGUCUGGGAUACCAAAAAAGGCACUUCGCUCAGUACCAUCAUGCUACACGUACCAAUUUUAGGAGUCGAAAUAUCUACCGAUUGUUCAAGGAUGGCGGUACAUUUAUUGGAGCAUAGAUGCAUGCCUAUUCUGUGUCUGCACAAUACUCCCGCGCAAUACGUCAAAUUGCCAUCAUACGUGGCGCCGCGGGAUCUGAGACCACCGGGACCGAAGCGACCUGCCAAGAGGUUGCUGAAGAAAGAGGUGUCUUUAGAUACUUACACCUGGCAGCGAAAAUAUGGACAUCUUACAUCAGGUAUUAUAUCAUCGAGUAUUGAAGAACGAAUGAAACGUCGUUUUAGCGUGAGUGCAUCAAUGGAAGAGAUUAGUCAGGCAGGUUUAGCCGGUUCUCAACCUGGCCUAGGUCCUGAACAGGCCGCUUUAGCACAAUCUCAACAUUUCGAUCAAUUGGAGGCACUUUGGAACAAGCAAUCACCGCCGCCAAGACCACGUGGCCUAGUUCGGACAUUAACGAAGCAGAGCUCGCUUCAGGCUACUCGAAUAUCGGACUCUGAAGAGGAAGAUGGACCGGAUUAAAUGGCGGAAUACUUUCGAUCGACAACCUUCGAUUGAUUGUCGAAUAUAUUUAAGCUACAAAAUAUCCUUCCAUGUCAUUUGAUGCAAUAAAUAAAGAGAUAUCAAAGGUAA
This is a messenger RNA of Pogonomyrmex barbatus (red harvester ant), 5330 nucleotides long. Its product is annotated as protein qui-1. Lineage: Eukaryota; Metazoa; Arthropoda; Insecta; Hymenoptera; Formicidae. The record is from RefSeq and is a predicted model, not a curated record. Gene Ontology annotation, molecular function: protein binding; ATP hydrolysis activity.